UCAUAAAUGGUCUUUUUGAGUUAUUUUAGGAAUUAUAGGGCGAAUAGAACUUUGCAGAAGGUAUUUAAGGAUUUUAGAAGUUAUUAUUUGCAUACACAGAUGAAGAAGAUUCAUAAGAGUUUGUAUUAUGGGUACAGAAAUAAGGAUUUAGUCUUGUUAAGAACAACCUGAGAUUUUUCUGUUUAUCAGAAACUGUAUGAAAUGAUCCUUUUCAAUCGAGAAAAUCCUUUCUCUAAUAAAUUUCAUCAUGGAAAACUCACAAAGAUAAAUGUCUUCGAUGCCAAAGAUCUUCCAGGCUACAAUGUGAAUUCUAAAUCUUCCAAGUUCCGAGAAACAAGAUUUGGCGAAGUCCAAUAUCAAGCUCGAUCCACAGGAGCCCAUAAUACUACACUUCUCUUCACAUUCCAGCGUGCAUUUAAUAAAGACUAUUCUUUCAGAGAUUGGAAGAUAACUAAAAUUCAGAGCCGAGAAAAUAACUCCAGUGUUAUCUAAAUUCAAUCCAAGUUGAA
Messenger RNA from Moneuplotes crassus, 509 nucleotides. The record is from the annotation of a GenBank genome assembly. NCBI's taxonomy places the organism in Eukaryota, Ciliophora, Spirotrichea, Euplotida, Euplotidae.